Molecule: messenger RNA, 300 nt
Organism: Penicillium digitatum Pd1
Lineage: Eukaryota; Fungi; Ascomycota; Eurotiomycetes; Eurotiales; Aspergillaceae
Product: NADH dehydrogenase [ubiquinone] 1 beta subcomplex subunit 9
Biological process (GO): mitochondrial electron transport, NADH to ubiquinone
Source: RefSeq, a predicted model, not a curated record
AUGUCCACCUCCGCUGUGAAGUCGCUUUACCGGCGCUCUUUGAAACUAUCUCUUGACUGGGCUGUCCAGCGGCAAGUCUGGCGUGGACAAGCAGUCUAUAUCCGGUCCCUUUUUGAGGCCAACAAGGACGUCCGCGAUCCUCGCCAGCAACAGGUCUUGCUGCGUGAGACAGAGAAGCUUCUGGCCACCUGGAAGCACCCUGACCCAUACCGGGCACCUACUGCUCCCGGCGGUAACAAAUGGGAACGCAACCUCCCGGCCCCAAUCCUGCCAUAUGCCCAACCUCCCGCUGCACACUAA